Messenger RNA from Botrytis porri, 561 nucleotides. RefSeq lists its product as uncharacterized. The record is from RefSeq and is a predicted model, not a curated record. The transcript has 2 exons. Lineage: Eukaryota; Fungi; Ascomycota; Leotiomycetes; Helotiales; Sclerotiniaceae. The coding region runs from base 1 to 561 and encodes 186 amino acids.
AUGCAGGCGAACGAAUAUAACCCCCAAUCAGACCAGAGCAUCCACGAAGUUGUUGUACGGAAAAUCAACACCGCCACAGCAUCAUGGUGGGAUUUAACUACAGAGGGUAUCAUGCAGAGAGAAAGUGUCUAUGAGGCUGUCAGAAGAUUCUAUGGGUCUCUUGAUCGGUUCCAUGUAGAACUAGCAUUGUUCAUAUUUCCAGAGCAUGUACUUGAGGAACAACACCUCAAACUACAUCGAAGGCUCCAAGAUAUGAUUGCCACAGUCAGAAUUCUUACAGAUGUUCAAGACUAUCCACAAACACAAGCAAACAAGGCCGCAAUCCAAAAAAUGACAAAUGGACUUAUUUGGUCCAUGUAUGCUGAUAUGCAUGGGGGGAGGAAUCCUCACGACGAUAACAAGAUUCAUCCUUCUGCGAACCCUCAUACAGAUCCACGCCGCACCAUUGAGUUUAUUGAGAAUUCUUUCAAGGAGACUAUAUUGUGCCCGUGGCACAUCAACAACCCUGAUUAUUGCGAAGCUAUGAAGGCAGAGUCAACUAAUCAAAAUUGGGCUGACUGA